AUGAGCUGGCUGCGUUCAGUUAGCGCUUUGAUCACCAUAUGUGCCUGUGCUUGGCCGGGCGCGGUGGGUCAGGGCAUGCCGAAGAUUCACCACUCGGAGAGCACUGAGGAGUACUUGAGUAAGUACUACAUUCCCGUAGAGGAGCACUUCAUCACCACCGAGGACAAGUAUAUCUUGCGCUCCUUUCGCCUGCCUCGACAGGGUGCACCUGUGGUGCUGCUCCAGCAUGGAGUGUUGGCAUCUUCUUGGUGCUGGCUGGUGAAUACCCCGAACCGCUCCUUGGGUAUCUCUUUGUGGAAGAUGGGCUAUGAUGUUUGGCUCACAAACAGCCGCGGAAAUACCUUCAGUCGCAAUCACACUGAAUUGAAGCCCUUCCUCGAUAAGCAGUUCUGGAACUACACAUUUGACGACAUGGGCUAUUUUGAUGUAGUGGCCAAUGUCCGUUAUAUUUUGAAUGCUACUUCAAGGAAGGAUUUGACCUUUGUUGGCUGGUCCCAGGGCACGUCGCAAAUGUUUGUGGCUGCACAGGGCCCAGACCGAGACUAUUUGAAGAGUCAUGUGAACUUGUUUGUUGCCCUAUCUCCUGUGACGUAUCUCACUCACCAGUCAUCUCUUCUGUUGAGUGUUGCUCAGAAGUUCCGCUUGGGAGUGAUCCUGGAGAAGGCCUUUCCCUAUGAUGUCUUCAGCUGGUCCGAGCUGCCCACGCUCGGCUCUCUUCUUUGCAAGGUGACUUUGGGUGUGAUUUGCGACAUCACGGUGGAUGUGAUCUGCGGGCGCUCGCAGAAGGAUUCCUCAGAUGCCAUAUUGAACUUGGCCGCACACUUCCCGGCCGGCACCAGCAUCAAGGACCUGGACCACUACGAGCAGUUCAUUGACUACGAGCACUUUGGGCGCUUCGAUUACGGAACCAUGGGGAACUUGGAACACUACGGUUUGGAGCUGCCACCCGAGUACUCUCUGAGCGAAUUGGAGAUCCCCACGGCUCUCUUCUGUGGCUCGAAGGACACCUUGGCGGGCCCCAAGGAUGUGGAGAGGCUGAAGAUGGACUUGAAGGGCAACAAGCAUGUGGUGUUUUCCAAGGAGUACGAGGACUACUCGCAUCUCACAUGGAUGGUGGGGCUUACAGAUGAGUGGAUCACCGACCUCAAGGCACUGUUGCGUCAGUACAAUCCUGUAAGGCCCAUGGAAGCUUCGGAUUUCUAUGCCGAUCCGGUGCAAGAUAUGAUGAAGCCGCAGGUGGUGCGACAUCUGGAGUUCAUACGAGCAGUAGAUGGAGUUUUUGGGGGCUUCGACUUGGAGAAGCAGCCAGUGGUCAAGGUACCAAGGCCUGGUCAUUGCUUGAAGAAGAACGGCGAAGACAUCAAUCCAUGUGACGAUGAGGCCGCAGUGGAGCAAACCCUGCGGCGACUGGCCUUAAUGGUGAAGACCCGUGGCGUCAUUUUUGCCAACUGCUUUCAGGAGCCGAUCUUUGGGGAUGCCGAGCGAUCCUUGGACACCUCGCUGUUGUGCCCCAGAUUUGCGGGUAAGGUGACGGAAGCUCAAUUCUGCAGCCACUUCCCCUUCAUGCAGGAGAUCUCGGAGUACGAGCUGGGCCUUUUGUUGCAGCGCUACUACAACAGCGAGGCUGAUGGGAUCAACUAUAUGGCGAUGGACAAAGAUCUACAAGCUUUGGUCGAGGAGCCCUUGCAAGAGAGGCGACAUUAG
Durusdinium trenchii is the source of this 1704-nucleotide messenger RNA. The record is from the annotation of a GenBank genome assembly. NCBI's taxonomy places the organism in Eukaryota, Dinophyceae, Suessiales, Symbiodiniaceae.